Messenger RNA from Fusarium sp. VM40, 3045 nucleotides. Lineage: Eukaryota; Fungi; Ascomycota; Sordariomycetes; Hypocreales; Nectriaceae. The record is from the annotation of a GenBank genome assembly.
AUGUCUUGCCGUUCACAGCUGUUCCGCGCCCUCAGAGCGCCCGCCUCCGGUAGCGGUAGUGGCUGUAGAAGGACUGCUUCGCUGAGGGUUAACGCUCUCAGGAGAGGCCUCGUCCACUCAAACAACUCCGCCGUCCGAUGCAUCGCGACUACGGCCCCGAGACUCGUGUCCCCGACGCCGGCGCGGGCUCAGCAGACAAAGUUGACGUCCGAGACGUACCCGCAGCUCCAGCGCGACCCCCGGUUCGCUGAGGUCACGCCCAAGCAUGUUGCGCGCUUCCGUGAGAUCUUGGGUAACAACCCCUCGGCCAUCAUCGACGGCAUCACGGGCGGGGCGGGCGUCGACGCGGCCGACUUUGAGACGUACAACGAGGAUUGGAUGCACAAGUACAAGGGCCAGUCCAAGCUGGUGCUCAGGCCCGGCACCACUGACGAGGUUAGCGGCAUCCUCAAGUACUGCAACGAGCAGCGUCUGGCUGUCGUGCCCCAGGGAGGAAACACAGGCCUCGUGGGAGGCUCCAUCCCCGUUUUCGACGAGAUCGUCAUUAGCAUGGCCCGCAUGAACGAGAUCCGCUCCUUCGACGAGGUCAGCGGCUCUCUUGUCAUCGACACUGGCUGUGUGCUCGAGGCCGUCGACUCGUACCUUGCCCAAAAGGGUUAUAUCUUUCCUCUCGACCUUGGUGCUAAGGGAUCAUGCCACGUCGGCGGAAACGUAGCCACAAACGCUGGCGGCCUACGACUGCUCCGUUACGGCAGUUUGCACGGCUCCGUUCUGGGUGUUGAGGCUGUGAUGCCCAAUGGCACCAUCAUUAAUGACCUGUGCACCCUGCGAAAGAACAACACCGGCUACGAUGUGAAGCAGCUCUUCAUUGGUGCCGAGGGUACUUUGGGUAUUAUCACAAAGGUCGCCAUCCAAUGUCCCCAGCGCUCUCCUGCCGUGAAUGUUGCCGUCUUCGGCAUUGAGUCAUAUGAUAAGGCUCAACUUGCCUUCCGUGAGGCCAAGAAGCAGCUGUCGGAGAUACUCUCUGCGUUUGAGCUGAUGGACGGCCGCAGCCAGAGGAUUGUGUCAGAGGUCAAGGGUCAGGUACAUCCUCUCGAGGGCGAGUAUCCCUUCUACUGCCUAAUCGAGACGAGUGGUUCCAAUGACGAGCACGACCAAGCAAAGCUUGAGGCAUUCCUCGAGGAUGUCAUGUCCCGUGAGGUUAUUGCUGACGGUGUCGUUGCCCAAGACGAGACACAGCUUCGCAACCUGUGGGGCUGGCGUGAGGGCAUCACCGAGUGCCUGGGCCACUGGGGCGGCACCUACAAGUACGACAUCUCUAUCCCUCUAAAUGAGAUGUACACUAUAGUUGAAGACACCAAGGCCCGUUUGACAGAAGCUGGCCUCUUGGGUGACACGCCUGACCACCCCGUUGUUGAUGUCCUUGGCUAUGGCCACAUGGGUGAUUCCAACCUUCAUCUCAACAUCCCCGUACGCCGCUACGAUCCCGCAGUUGAAAAGGCCCUGGAGCCUUGGGUAUACGAGUGGAUUCAGAAGCGCAGCGGCAGCAUCAGUGCUGAGCACGGCUUAGGAAUUGCCAAGAAGAAGUUUAUCGGUUACAGCCGAGACGACACCACAAUCGGCCUGAUGAAGCAGAUUAAGAAUCUUUUUGAUCCUUGCAGUAAUGAAAGGCCUUACUGCCAGAAGUGUACAUCGAGUGGACGACAGUGCGAAGGAUAUGAGAGAGAACGAGUCUUCAUCACGGGAACACCGCAGACGAAGGGUAGAGUAGCCUCCCAUCCCAAGAAGGGUUCGUCAUCCAGGACACAGAGGUCGCCGUCGUUCAAAGAGCCACCCAGAACGCUCGAUAUCACUCCAAUUCAUCCUCUAACUUCGGCUUGGGAAGAUCGCACACUUGUGUCUAGCCAAGGCGCCGAGUGUUCGAUUCUUGUCUCAGCGUUACACACAAAGCUUCCGUACAUCUUGGCAGACGACGAUUCAGCUCAUGACGAUUCAGCGUCUUUCAACAUCACGUUUCCACCAUAUGCACCAUCCGAUUUGCAGUCUCUGAUGGGUAAUGGAGACUUUGGCAUAAAGGCCCAAUGCUUGGCACGCUUGCCAAGUGCAUAUGAUCAAGAUGACUCGGUGCAAAGUUACUGUAUCUUCUUCUUCGAGCACGACGCGGGACAUGCGUUUGGCGAGUCAGGAUCUGAUCAAAUGAGAAGAAUGGGACCGGCUUAUUUUAGCCAUUUCCCCAACCAUCACUUCUUUGUCCGAGUAUAUCGGCCUCUUGCUAUUGGAUUCGCUCUCCUAAGCAGACAGGACACUUUCAUCGCAUCUCCUGAUUGGAAGAAUGUUCCAUGGCAGAGACAUCCAAAAUCUCUCCUGGACCACCUACUGGACCUUGUUCUGCUCCUGCCAGCCAUAUUUACUCAGGUAGACCAGGUUCUCCCAUAUGAGGCCACCCUUAAUCGACGACACCAUGCUCAACAACUUCUCCAGAACUGCCUUUCGCUUGAAAGGCAUUUCGAUGCGUGGUUCGAAUUAGCCAACCGACCCAGUUACGAAUAUCCUGUUCCAUACUGGACCGAAGAGCUCGUCAGCCCUGAGGGCCUCAUCCCCUUCCCGGAUUUAUACACUUUCAAAGAUGGACACACCGGGCUUGCAUUUCUGUAUUAUUGGAUGUCACAGAUCCUGUUCCACGAAUGCAUCGAGAGCCUGCACCACGCCAUAUACCAGCCGGUUAUCGAUGCAUAUCCAAAUAUGUGGCCAGAAUUGCCAUUUGAUCUGCAAAUCGAUGUUACUCGAUAUCAACAUAGGCGAAUGUUUGCGGCAGAUAUCUGUCGUGGACUUGGUUCAGUCCUACAUCACACGGUCCAGCCUGAUAUGCUGAUCAUGCCGAUGACUGUAGCGAUGGACCUGUACAGAGAAAUCCACACCACUUCGCAGGAUGGACUGAUGGAGAUUGUGUGGAUCGAUAACUUUCGAUCACGGUUGAUUGAAAAGGGGCAACAUGUCGCUGGCGUUCUGCAGACUCAGAGAUGGUCUGAAGUUGCGACGUUUUGA